Messenger RNA from Trichomonas vaginalis G3, 398 nucleotides. RefSeq lists its product as uncharacterized. The record is from RefSeq and is a predicted model, not a curated record. The annotation marks the transcript as partial. The transcript has a single exon. NCBI's taxonomy places the organism in Eukaryota, Parabasalia, Trichomonadida, Trichomonadidae.
AUGGAAUUUCUCACAGUCGAAUUUCUUGGUAGACAACAAAAGUUUAUCAUCAAUUGUCGCGCCGAAGGUAUGACAUAUAGUCAAACUAAGCUUGCAUGGGAGGAAGAAUACCCAGAUCUCGGAACUUUAACAUCCAAUCUCAUUGCUACUGCACUUAAAAGAGCUGCAUUAGGUCUAUACUGGGAAAAAGGGAAUCAUGGCGGUGCAGAUCCAUACCUAUGCGAGCGUGAUCAGCUCACUUUAAAAGAAAUUAUCGAAGAUUCUGCUUACAAAGGUGAAGCUCUAGAAGCAGCUGACAUUAUUGACGAGGCGUUCAAGUUGAAAGAGCUCAGAAGAGAUUAUGGUUACAGAUUCCUUCUUGAGAUUAAUUGUCCUACUCUUGCAGAAGAAGUUAUCAA